Messenger RNA from Porites evermanni, 741 nucleotides. The record is from the annotation of a GenBank genome assembly. NCBI's taxonomy places the organism in Eukaryota, Metazoa, Cnidaria, Anthozoa, Scleractinia, Poritidae.
AUGGUAACGUUAAGCCCAGUUUACUGCGUUGCCAUCCUCCUCCAGCUGAACGAAGUCGUUGGUUUCUUCAACUGCAACUCAGACAACUGCAGAGACUGCGCUUCUAAUACCGACGCUUUUGGCUUAACGUGCAGAUGGUGUAGAAGGGACAGUGAAUGUCAUACUCCAGGCGCAUUUUUAACAAACCCUUGUAAGAGAGCGGAAAAUAUUGUUGAUCCGUCUCGCUGUGGAGAAAAGUUCUCCCAUUAUGACACUGGAUUGUCUUUAAAAAUGUUGCUUCUUUCUGCAGCAGCGUAUGAUCCACUUCAUCCCCAGAAAUGUCUCAACAACUCGCUGCCAUCUGCCGACUUUCAAAUACAGCAUAUUGUAACAAGGAAAUGUGAUUUCUCUGAUAACCAAUGCUCUGGCUAUGUCGCUGUUUCCCAUACCGUGAAAGUUAUUGCUAUUGCUUUUCGCGGCUCCGAAUGUUUCGAUCAAGCAUUUUCUGUGUUUGUUGAGACUUUAUUUAGCCCUAAAGAAGCUUUUUUAAGCAAGGGUAAAGUACAAACCUACUGGAAAAGAGGGUUCGAGACAUUAUGGCCGAACAUGGAAUCGAAAGUGAAGGCUCUCGUCGCUGACAAUCCAUCCUACAAAAUUUGGGUUACAGGGCAUUCUCUGGGUGGUGCAAUGGCGUCCUUAGCAAGUGCAUGGCUAAGUUAUUACAAUAUUGCUUCUCGGGAGAAAAUCAUUUCGUACACUUUU